Messenger RNA from Mesorhabditis belari, 309 nucleotides. The record is from the annotation of a GenBank genome assembly. Lineage: Eukaryota; Metazoa; Nematoda; Chromadorea; Rhabditida; Rhabditidae.
AUGCAGCAAAUGCAGAUUUUGGUUCCAAUCACAACGAUCGCCAUUCCUUUGAUCAUAUUGGUAACUAUUGUCGUCGGAGAAGUUUCCGUUUCUCAAGCUUUUCUCAACUUUACCGUUGCGAUCGCCUACACGCACACAAAGCUCUCAUCUUGCAAUAUCAUUUUCACAUCAAAACUCUACAAAAGCUAUUUGCUUCGUUUGAUUUUUAGAAUUUUGAGACGGAAAAUUCCCGUCAAUUUGAUUGUGCCGAGUCAAUUUACAAAGAGCAAUUUCGAGCGGACGAUCAUGCCAGAGAUGUCACGGGUCAAA